Molecule: messenger RNA, 720 nt
Organism: Closterium sp. NIES-65
Lineage: Eukaryota; Viridiplantae; Streptophyta; Zygnematophyceae; Desmidiales; Closteriaceae
Source: the annotation of a GenBank genome assembly
AUGGCUCUGACUGUCUGCUCAUCGCGCCUCUUACUCCGCUCUUCCUCCUCCGCCUUUCCGAUCUCUGCUGUGUCUCAGUCACGCUCGUUCCCGCUCCUGUCGGGCUCCCAUCGAACUCUCUCGUCGCCUGUUUCUGAAUCCCCUACAAGCUUGCUUGUUUCUCGGAGUUUGUCCAGCGUCGGAAUCUGCCGGGGGGAUUUGAGUUCCACAAGUGUGCACCACGUUAGACAUUCUUACAUUCCGCUUCGAAGAACGCCGGCCUCAGCCUCUGCGACAAGCCCUCGUCGAUUCACCACCCGCAGCAUUGUAGCAAUGGCGGGAAGCAACGAGGAAGCUGCCGCUAAGGCAGCGUCGGCGGCUGCGGAUUCAGGCAACCCCACCAUAUUUGAUAAGAUUGUGCGCAAGGAAAUCCCUGCUAAUAUCGUGUAUGAGGACGACGAGGUGAUGGCCUUCCGAGACAUCAGUCCCCAGGCGCCAGUGCACAUUAUUCUCAUUCCCAAGAACAGGGACGGCCUCACACAACUCUGCAAGGCAGAGGAGAGGCAUGCAGCAAUCCUGGGUAAGCUGCUGCUGGCAGCGCGGAAGGUAGCGAUCAACGAGGGCCUGGUGCCAAACGGGUAUCGCAUUGUCAUCAACGACGGGCCCGAUGGAUGCCAGUCGGUGUACCAUCUUCACAUCCAUAUCCUUGGUGGCCGCCAGAUGAAGUGGCCUCCUGGCUAA